Messenger RNA from Blastomyces dermatitidis ER-3, 231 nucleotides. RefSeq lists its product as uncharacterized. Bases 1 to 231 code for a protein of 76 amino acids. Lineage: Eukaryota; Fungi; Ascomycota; Eurotiomycetes; Onygenales; Ajellomycetaceae. The transcript has 2 exons. The record is from RefSeq and is a predicted model, not a curated record.
AUGAUCGGCUCUUCUACCAGCAGUGCGCUGAUGGUGACUGAGCUAGCGCGGUCAGCUGACCUUUAUGAUGAGUCAGCUGAUGUGUUAUUAUUGAGAGUUCCGCGGUUGAUUGACUCUUCUAUCAGCAGUGCGCUGAUGAUGAUUGAGCUCUUUUGCCCCAGUAGUCUACAGGUUAUGAGACUGUUAAGCUGUCAAGAGACAUCUCAGAAGUAUGCUCUAGAAGUCUUAUGA